Messenger RNA from Williopsis jadinii, 1488 nucleotides. RefSeq names its product ribose phosphate diphosphokinase subunit PRS3 (gene PRS3). The coding region runs from base 216 to 1178 and encodes 320 amino acids. Gene Ontology annotation, cellular component: cytoplasm; ribose phosphate diphosphokinase complex. Gene Ontology annotation, molecular function: ribose phosphate diphosphokinase activity; magnesium ion binding. NCBI's taxonomy places the organism in Eukaryota, Fungi, Ascomycota, Saccharomycetes, Phaffomycetales, Wickerhamomycetaceae. The record is from RefSeq and is a predicted model, not a curated record. The transcript is spliced from 2 exons. Gene Ontology annotation, biological process: regulation of cell size; 5-phosphoribose 1-diphosphate biosynthetic process; purine nucleotide biosynthetic process.
AACUGUUUCUCUUGUUAGAGGGUUCAAUCGGUUGUUAAAUAACUGGCAUUUCCUCCCAUAUCGUUCCGUGCUGGGUUUAUAGCCUUGGUGAUCUUCGCGUGUGAGAAACUCUUGACCUGUGUGCUCUGCUGUCCUUGUAUUUUCGACUGCUGUUCCAAUUCUGACCUGAAUCGAUAACUCUCCCAUCUCAUCAUCAUCAUUAUCAUCAUCCACAAAUGGCUAGAAACUCCAUCAAACUUCUGACGUCGGACGUUCACUGUGGCCUGGCAGAGCUCGUUGCUAAGAGAUUAGGUCUCAAGCUCACGGAGCUCAACAUCAAGAGAGACUCAUGUGGAGAGGUUUCCUUCGCCAUCAACGAGUCGGUGCGUGAUGAGGACAUCUACAUCAUCAUGCAAGUUGGUUCUGGUGUUGUGAACGACAGAGUCAUUGAAUUGCUGAUAAUGAUCAAUGCCUGUAAGACUGCCUCGGCCCGUCGUAUCACCGCUGUGAUUCCAAACUUCCCAUACGCAAGACAGGACCGUAAGGACAAGUCUCGUGCGCCAAUCACCGCUAAGUUGAUGGCUGACAUGCUCACCACCGCUGGAUGUGACCAUGUCAUCACCAUGGACCUCCAUGCUUCACAGAUCCAAGGGUUCUUCGACGUGCCAGUUGACAACUUGUAUGCGGAGCCAAGUGUUGUGAGAUACAUCAAGGAGAACGUUGAUUUCAGCAAUGCCAUCAUCGUUUCACCAGACGCUGGUGGUGCAAAGAGAGCUGCUGGAUUGGCAGACCGUUUGGACUUGAACUUUGCCCUUAUCCACAAGGAGAGAGCAAGAGCCAACGAGGUGUCGAGAAUGGUUCUUGUUGGUGAUGUCACUGAUAAGAUCUGUCUGAUUGUCGAUGACAUGGCUGACACCUGUGGUACUCUGGCCAAGGCUGCGGAGAUCUUACUGGAGAACAAUGCCAAAUCCGUCGUUGCCAUCGUUACACAUGGUAUCCUUAGUGGUAAUGCUAUUAAGAACAUCAACAACUCCAAACUCGAUAGAGUUGUCUGCACGAAUACCGUGCCGUUUGAGGAGAAACUGGAGCUUUGUCCAAAGUUGGACACAAUUGAUAUCUCUGGUGUAUUAGCUGAAGGUAUUCGUCGUUUGCAUAACGGUGAAAGUGUCUCCUAUCUGUUCCGUAACGCUCCUCUAUAGCGUUCUUUCCCUCACCAGCACAACACUUACAUACAUAAUCUGACAUUUACUUAUUUUGAUUAUCCACCUACGGGGUUUACUCAUUUAGGACAUGAUGUUUCUCUUUAUAAGUUGCAUCUAUACUAGAAACCAUACUCACUAGGCUUGAACUCGGUCAGAGAGGAGAGAAUGAUACCUUGUUCACUGGUCAAAUGUGAGUGCUCUUCACCGUCAAGAACCUUCAGUGCUCUAUCAUCUGGCACCCAGAUGAUGUGUGCACCGGCAGCUUUACCAGCGGUGAUUCCUGGAACAGCAUCCUCGAACACGAGAC